Messenger RNA from Sycon ciliatum, 1559 nucleotides. RefSeq names its product stomatin-like. The transcript has 7 exons. The record is from RefSeq and is a predicted model, not a curated record. Gene Ontology annotation, cellular component: plasma membrane. NCBI's taxonomy places the organism in Eukaryota, Metazoa, Porifera, Calcarea, Leucosolenida, Sycettidae. The coding region runs from base 305 to 1219 and encodes 304 amino acids.
CGACGUCGACUGCGCAAACCAACACGCCAGUUCUACCACGUAGAAUACGUAGGUCCGCGAUCGCGAGCAUUCAGGAGACGUAGCCGUGGGUAACUCAGCACCACCCCUUGCCUGAAAAAAUACAGUACUCAGUUGGCCAAGCCAGAUGUGCUGCACACUCCGUAGACGUAGUUCUCACCUGGUGCAGUCUCUCACGUCUUUACCGGAGCACAGCUAGAGAUAAUUGCGACCAAAGUGAGGAAGGAGGCAAAAGGAAGAAACUCUGGCUUCAUCACAGCACCAGUCUCUCUUCGAAAAAGAGGCCAUGGCGAGCGUCGGCCCAGGAGCUGUGGAGGUAGCGAGUGGCGAGGAGGUCCAGCGAAGGCCGGCUGGAGCGCCCAAGUCGGGCUAUCAUGCCGACAUGCAUCAAGAUUCUGGCGCUGGAUCUGUGGCCUGCACGCUGGUCCUAACCUUCAUUUCCUACAUUUUGGUGGCUCUGUUCUUCCCGCUUUCGCUCGCCUUCACAAUCAAGAUCGUGACGGAAUAUCAGAGAGUCGUCAUUCUGCGUCUUGGAAGAGUUAUUGGUGGUCGUGCCAAAGGACCAGGUUUGUUCUUCAUCUUGCCUUGCCUUGAUGAGCUGAAGCAAGUGGAUCUGCGUACCGUGGUGUACGAUGUACCUCCGCAAGAGAUCUUGACGAAGGACAGCGUAACGGUCACGGUGGACGCCGUACUUUACUUUCGCAUCUUCCAGCCCAUCCUGUCAGUCACCAAUGUGACGGAUGCUGGCCACAGCACGUGGCUACUAGCACAGACGACGCUGCGUAACGUGCUAGGCACGAAGAGCCUGCAGGAGCUGCUUUCCCAGCGCGAGCAGAUUAGCCAAGAGAUGCAGAAUAUUCUUGAUGAGGCCACCGAUCCUUGGGGAGUGCGUGUGGAACGUGUUGAGGUGAAAGAUGUUCGCCUGCCGAAGCAGCUGCAAAGGGCAAUGGCGGCUGAAGCUGAAGCCGCCAGAGAAGCUCGGGCUAAGGUCAUUGCUGCGGAGGGAGAGCAGAACGCCUCACGCGGCCUCAAGGAGGCAGCCAACAUCAUGAACCGUAGCAAGGGAGCCAUGCAGCUGCGCUACCUGCAGACGCUGACGUCGGUCGCCGGUGAAAAGAACCACACCAUCAUGUUCCCACUGCCGCUGGACCUCGUCAACCGCGUCCUGGACAGCCUGGGUGGCGGCGGCGCGAGGCAGUAGCUGAUAAUCAUAGUGCCUGGUCCAUGCCAUUGUGUUCUAUAGUUGGGUUCAUGCGUGAAGAUAUCGGUUUGUUGUUCUUCACAGUUCGAAAAUUCGUAGAAGCUGUCUUUACUGUCCUGGAAGACGUUUUCAACUUUCCGAGCCGAUCCUGGUGUGUCUACGUUUACACCUUUCCUCGUUUCUCUCUUCUUUGCCUGGGGUCUGGUUUUUGUUACUUGUACUUUCUGUUGAAACAGUGCAUGUAGUAGUAGCAUAGGUAGGUGGUGUAAUCAAUACCAAAGGUCUAUACUUUGUGCGAAUUCCUUGAGUUGACAUUUUGGUUAAGAAGUCAACGCAACAU